AUGACGACUAGUCUUGGUGAACCAUGCUUGAGGAUGUAUCUACUGGAGGUGAGUGCAGAUCUGCUCAGACGGGGCAAGACUGCUUUUAAGGCCAGGCACACUCUAAAGCAGAGCUCACAUAAGCAGAGCUCACAUCAUGCUCAAUUCAGGGCAGUUUUCCGAAUGCUAGAGAAACAUGAAUGUGGCUUUGCACAAGCUCUUGACCCACAUAAGGUACAAGCAUUUGUUACCAAAUGAAGAUUAAAAGUCAUGCCUGAGCUGAUGCUUGUCAAAAAUGAAGCCCUGUAUGCCAUCACAAACUCAAAGAAAUGGAUGCAGCCACAGCCAGUUGAAAGAAACUUGUCUACAACAUUGGAUCACUGUUGCAAGGUCAGUGAGCCACUGGGCGUGGUAUUCAUUGUGAGAGGCUGGUAUAGUCCUGUCCAAAUGUGUCCACUGCCAUUGGUCAGGACCAUAACAGCAGGUGAAACUGUGAUCAUAAAUCCAGAGUACAUAGUUAACACAGCUGACCUCCUCCAUCAUAUAUUUCCUUUGGACCUUUUAUGUUCAAUAACAGGAGCCUGUGAGGAUGGGAACAUAAUAGCACAGGCCGCAGCCCUCACACUCACACCUGUCACCCUGGUUUUGACAAGGAAGAACCCAUCUUAUGUGGACCACCACUGUGACAUUGUCACCACAGCGCAGCACAUUGCCUGAGCGAAGUUUCACAAUGCUGGACAGAGCUUGGUGGCCUCAGACUACAUUUGGUGCAAUAAAAAUGUACAAGUUCGACUAGUGCAGACCAUGAAGUUCUGCCUUAUGCAAUUCUUUGGGCCGGACCCCUAAGAGUCGUUGCCAAGCUUUUGUUGCGUUCUUAAUGCAGAAAUUUUCAGCAAAACUAAAUUAAAUAUCUACAGGUUUAUUCAAAACACAAUGCCAUAAUAACAGAACAAUGUUGCACCAACUAAUUUGACAGAUGCAGUGAACCCUGAUCUAAUAAUGCAGCAAAAUGUGUUUGACCCAGUGCUUCCACUUCUCUCUGUGCAAAAUAUAGGUAAAGCCUAUUGCUUCAUCAACAAGCAACAGAAACUCCUGUGUAAUUACACCAAGAACAGCAAGGUCAUCUCGCAACUGAUGAAUGAGACCUCUAGUGGAAGCUGUCUGACUCAUGAUAACAUGGUCCAUUUGGUGGUGUGGGAAGUAAGUGUAGGAUUCCUUUGAUCCUUUUAUUGUUCAAAUAAAUUGCCAUGCCAUGAACAAGUGCCACUGGAACAGGAUCCUAUCAUGGACACAUUUUCUCACAAGAAAUCAUGUCUGCUUAGUCUACGAUUUGAGUGUGUCACAUAUCUGUGCUACCCAACAUAUGAGGAGCACACCUCAUCUUUAAUGGCAUGGGCCAGAACUCUGUCCUAAAGAAGUCAGGGCUGGUGCCAGAUCCUGUGA
Periophthalmus magnuspinnatus is the source of this 1422-nucleotide messenger RNA. It is a transcript of the gene aldh3b4, whose product is annotated as aldehyde dehydrogenase 3 family, member B2. The record is from RefSeq and is a predicted model, not a curated record. Gene Ontology annotation, molecular function: aldehyde dehydrogenase (NAD+) activity. Gene Ontology annotation, cellular component: cytoplasm. Gene Ontology annotation, biological process: aldehyde metabolic process. NCBI's taxonomy places the organism in Eukaryota, Metazoa, Chordata, Actinopteri, Gobiiformes, Gobiidae.